This is a messenger RNA of Stereum hirsutum FP-91666 SS1, 825 nucleotides long. RefSeq lists its product as uncharacterized. NCBI's taxonomy places the organism in Eukaryota, Fungi, Basidiomycota, Agaricomycetes, Russulales, Stereaceae. The transcript has 2 exons. The record is from RefSeq and is a predicted model, not a curated record. The coding region runs from base 1 to 825 and encodes 274 amino acids.
AUGGACGAUUCUUCGGCCUCAUAUCCAAAACAUCCUCGGAGUGCAGUCAAUCGAUAUAGAAAACGAGCGGCGUAUGACUAUGAGACAAUCCACCGGAUCGUCAACAGCGUACCAGUCGUCCACUGUUCCUUCCCCGCAUCCCUAGAACCGGACUCCGACCCAUUCCCCGCCAUCCUCCCGCUAAUCGGCGUCAUGGCUUCAUACUCCUCUCCCGAGUCUAUCAAACUCGACGAACCACUCGACCUGUACCUGCACGGCUACGUCAGUUCACGCUUCAAUCGUUUCGUGAGAAAGACCGGUGCUGAGGGCGACGAAGACGACAUCGAAAAUGGUCUACCCAUCUCCAUCGCCGCGACCCAAGUACACGGUGUUAUCCUCAGUCUAGCACCAAACGGUCAUAGCUACAAUUAUUCGUCCGCCGUUCUACAAGGUUAUGCCACGCCGGUGACAGACGAGGCUGAAAAGCUUUGGGCAGUGGAAGUCAUUUUGAACUCCGUCGUGCCUAAUCGCUGGUCCAACACUCGCUUUCCACCCGUCAAGGCCGAGAUGACUGCGACGCAGAUAGUGAAGGUGAAGAUCGUGAGCGCUAGCGCGAAACUGAGGAGGGGAGGGCCGCACAACGAGAAAAGGGAUUUGAGUGACGAGGAGACGAGGGCGAAGUUUUGGACGGGCACACUCCCGGUGUGGCAAAUGAUUGGGAGCCCGGUUCCCGGAGAUGAAAACAUGCUUGAGGAGGUGCCGGAUCAUCUCACUGGAUACGUGAAGAGUGCGAAUGAGAGGGCAGAGAUGGAGGCCAUGGACGCCAUGAAGGAACCUAGCUCAUAG